AUGUAUCUCGCGACCAUACUCUUCGGGUCACUUGUGGCGGCCGCCUCGUCUGAUGUGCCAUACCAGCGAUACAUCUUGGCCCCAAAAUCGAGAGACUUGGUUCCAUCUUCUGUGCAUAACGUCAAUGGCACGCCCCCCGGUCAUGCAACAUUCCACGGUGUUUCAUCUGUCACGUAUGAUUUUGGUCUGAAUGUAGCCGGCCUAGUCACCUUGGAUGUUGGGGAGUCCUCGUCACCAUCUGCAUUUCUGGGUGUCACUUUCUCCGAGUCUAGUUUGUGGGUCAGUGACAAAGCCAGCGAUGCCACUGGGGACGAUGCCUUGGAUGUUUCACUUUGGUUCCAAGUUGGUAAAGGCGCAGGGGAGUACACGCCCGAAGAGAAACAUCUUCGUGGUGGAUUCCGCUAUCUGACAGUAGUGAGCAAUACGACAGCCACUGUCCAACUUCGGGGUCUUCAUGUCAACUACACCGCUGCUCCAGACCAGGAUCUGCGGGCCUACACUGGCUAUUUCCACUCAGAUGACGAGUUGAUCAACAAGAUCUGGUAUGCCGGCGCGUAUACUAAUCAACUUUGCACCAUCAACCCUAAGCAGGGUAAUUCACUUGUGCACUUGUUUGAUGAAACUAGCUCCGAUGAAUCCCAACUCACAGAGCCUGCCACCUGGUGGAACAAUUAUACCAUCACCAAUGGGAGUAGCACGAUCACAGAUGGCGCAAAGCGUGAUCGCCUUGUGUGGCCCGGUGACAUGUCCAUUGCCCUCGAGUCCAUUGCUGUCAGUACCGGUGACUUGUACAGCGUCCGCACUGCCUUGGAGGCCCUCUUUGUUCUGCAAAAGUCCAACGGACAGCUACCUUAUGCUGGAAAGCCCUUCUUUGAUGCUGUCAGCUACACCUAUCAUCUGCACAGUUUGAUUGGUGCUUCAUAUUUGUACCGCUUUUCGGGUGAUAAGCGAUGGCUUUCACAGCACUGGUCCCAGUACAAGCGGGGUGUCCAGUGGGCUGUUUCAAGCAUUGACAGCUCUGGCCUAGCAAAUAUCACCAGCACAAGUGACUGGCUACGUUUCGGAAUGGGAGGCCAUAACAUCGAAGCAAACUCCAUUCUUUACUACGUUCUUCAGGACGCUCAACAACUUGCGAAAGAGUUUCGAGAUACGUCUUCCGCCGCGGAAUGGAAGCGCAUCGCAGAAAAGAUCAAAGUCGUCGCUAAUCAGAAACUCUGGGACGACAAGAAUGGACUUUACAUUGAUAACCAGACAACCACCCUUCAUCCGCAAGAUGGAAACGCAUGGGCUAUCAAAGCCAAUUUGACACAGUCAGUAAAACAGCGCAACACUGUAUCCAACGCCCUCAAAGCACGAUGGGGCAUCUACGGAGCACCUGCUCCCGAGGCCGGUCAAACCAUAUCUCCUUUCAUCGGCGGCUUUGAACUACAAGCUCAUUACCUUGCCAACAAGCCAGACUCUGCUCUGGACUUGAUGCGUCUACAAUGGGGCUUCAUGCUAAACGAUCCACGCAUGACUCAGUCGACUUUCAUUGAAGGGUAUUCCACAGAUGGGUCUCUUCAUUACGCACCCUACUCCAAUGAUCCUCGCGUAUCGCAUGCACAUGGAUGGUCCACAGGCCCUACAUAUGCCCUUUCUGCAUACGCGGCAGGUAUUCAGCUCACUGGGGCUAGUGGCUCAAGUUGGACCAUUGCACCACAGCCUGGAAAUCUCUCCUCUGUAGAUGCGGGCUUCACAACUUCACUGGGAAAGUUCUCGACAACGUUCCGCCAUACUGGUGGCAAAUUCAGUCAGUUUUCCUUCGAGACCCCUUUUAACACUACUGGAAAGGUGGUUUUGUCUGGUACUCAGGGCGUUUUGAUAUCGAGAAGUGGCGAGCGUGUCAAGCUAUCGAAUGGCUCGGCUACAGGUUUAGGUGGAGGUAUCUGGGAGUUGCAUGUUUGA
Molecule: messenger RNA, 1944 nt
Organism: Penicillium brevicompactum
Lineage: Eukaryota; Fungi; Ascomycota; Eurotiomycetes; Eurotiales; Aspergillaceae
Product: putative alpha-L-rhamnosidase A
Exons: 3
Coding region: 1-1944 (647 amino acids)
Biological process (GO): carbohydrate metabolic process
Source: RefSeq, a predicted model, not a curated record